CCCCAAAUGAAUGACAGGAGGAAAAAGUUGGUUGUGGCAGCUUUUGCCAAAAUGGACAAAACUGGCGAUGGUAUCAUCAAUGAGAUGGAUAUGAAGAACGUCUACAAUGUUGAGAAACACCCGAAAUUCAUGAGCGGAGAGUGGUCGAAGACCAAAGUACUGCAGGAGUACUUGAAAACAUUCGAAGGAGAUUCGAGGGAUAAAGAUGGUGUGGUGACCCUAGACGAAUUCAUGUCCUACUAUGCAUCCAUCAGCUGCAGCAUCGACAACGACGCCUACUUUGACUUGAUGAUGAGGAACAGUUGGGGUAUGGAUCUGGGAGUUUAGACGUACAGACGGACAUCCCAAGACUCAAGUUCAGACGAAAACAAAAUGUUAUAUUAAUCAUCGUAUUCACUGCAAUUCAUUCUCCUCUCCACGUCAAUGUAAAAGCAGCUUGUAAGACUAUGGAGACCUAUUGAAACUUUAUGAACUAUUAAUGAUGUCAUAUUUUGUGUGCUUUUGUUUUUGUUUUUAGCUCGAACCCAACUAGAUACCAUGAAGCCAUUUUGAAUAAAUUUCCUUGACCUCCCCCCAAAACCCCCUCUUUCUGCCUUUUUCUAUUCUGCAGCUCCUCUUUUAUUGGUACACGUUGCCGAGAAAAAUUCGUAUUGGAAAUGCUUAAGGAAAAAAGCUCUACCCUCCUCUGUCCCAAAAUUCACUCUUUGUUUUGAUAAAGUUUUCCAUCUGUCAACUCCAUUUUUCUUGAAUGUUAGGGGCCUGUGUAGUACGCCAACCACCAAUAUGGUUUUUUAUCAUAAUUAUGGCUGGCUGCUUCGGUCUAGCCUUUCAGAGCCAACCCAAAUUGAAUAAGACGAAUCAUUCCUGCUGAAAAAAAAACUUAGAUACCCACGGAAAUCGAAAUACUGACUGAAAGUGCUCCGAGGAGUCUUUAAAGAAAACGCUCGAUGAACAGAAGAAAGUAAGCAUACGUUCAAGGUUGGGAUCAGCGAAUCAGAUUAAGUAAGGAAGGCAUCUAAACAAUAAGUCUAAUGUUAAUUGAAUUUCCUGUUAAAAUUGCGUACUUUUACGAUCGGUUUUAUUAUAAACAGUCUUCUUCAUUACUGUGGUAUCAUACCAAAACCAUCGUAACAAGAUGUUAUAAGUUGAUGUUGUUGUUGUUUUUAUUACAUGUACAGAAUGCAUGCAGACAAUGGAGGGGGUGCAAACUAGUCCUAUCUAAUAUUCUCAUCUGUUUCAAGUUUCUGUCUUUUUAGCCUCAAUUUGUUAUUGUGAUCCAUGGUUGCAUGUACAUUGAUUUGUUUUUUAUUAUCACAUAAAAAUCAUUAUAAAAGAAAGAUGGUAAGAUGUUCAAUAAAUUUCUUCCCAUCAAUCGCUUUUUAAAUAACGUGCUACGAAGUGGUCUGGAUUUACCGCCUCUUUCAAAAUGCUAAAAAGAAAUCAUGUAGACUAAUAAAAGGAAUCAAUAGAAUUACUUGAUUAAAGAACGUGGGUCUUCAGAGACUGGUUCUAUCCAUUCUCCUCGCCCUUCUUAAUUAACAGGGUCAAUUUUAAGAUUGCCAUAAUGAUGUUCUUCAAUAACUGGCUGCUUAUUCGUCUGCCAGGUUUGCUGCUAUUGCUGCGCUUCCCCUGCCCUGGCUAUAUUCCUUUCCUUUUCAGUAUCUCCACUGGGUAGGAGCUCUUGCUCCCCAGAUGGUAGCAUGCGAGUGCAGUCACAGUAGAGGAUCAAGUGUGAAUGAUACCUUUAUUCCAACGCUGCCUGCCAGUUGAUCUGCACGCUCAUUUCCUCUCACACCUACAUACACAGGACAGAAGAUCCAAGUGAUCAGAUUGCUCUCAUUGAUUUCUGUAAGUCAGUCAGCAUUGGGUCUGUCAAAAUUGUGACAGACUGAUGUGUACCUUUGCUCCGUGCACAAACUAGAAAGGGUGUAGGAUUUAGCACCAGAUCCCCCUUGUAUGCACAGCUCAUGAACUCGAUCGGUGAAAGCUCAACCUGACUUGACACCUUGUUGAACAGAGCCAUCUGCAGUUGUUCUAAAUGAGAUCUGUGUUGUUCCGUCUGGCUACACAUGGCCUCCACGUUCCAGGGUAGCAAUGACAUUUGUGUUCUUCUCAGCCUCAUCCACAACCCUGAACCAGGAACUGCCUUCUCUUAAUGCCUACACAGAGCAACAUUUACCAAUGACUCAUGUAGCCUCUUUUAUUCUUGGGAAGUCUAUUUAGUAUAUCAUGGCAGCAGCCGAAGUGUCCUGAGUAUGGCUCUCAUACCUUCAUUCUGAAUAACUUCCAAACUAUAAUAUUGAUGCGUUUAAGACAAAGUGAGGAGCCCAAAGCCGUAUACAACAACCAAAGUUUGAAAGAAUAUCACAAGUACCCUUUGUGGCAUGUUUGCGCGAGCCAUAGUCUUAACAGCCUUCAGCCCUUUUCUAGACUUUCUUGUAAUGCGGUUCUUUUCCUGACAAAGUUCUGUCAAAGACAAAUCCAAGGUAUUUCAGGGUUGGUUUCCUCCUGGUGGCCUGGCCGUUGACGGAUAUUUCUGGCAUCAUGGUUUUCACUGCUCUGCCCAUUAUUCAUUGCCAGGUUGAACCUUUCCGAUGUUUUCUUCACACCAGGUUUCUAUUCUCUCAAGCUCUUCCUGCCUGUCUUUUCCUGUGCGAUAAAUCCUCGUCAGUAAUGCUGGGAUCCCUUCCAGACCCGUGCUAUUGGUUAGAAGUGAUGCCCAAGAGCUUGGCCACUAUUCUUGUUAGCAUGGCUGCUCCAAUCCAGAUGACUAGUGUAGGGCUGAUCCGCAUGUUUACUAGCGUCCUUAACAGAAUAUCAUUGUGAAAUCCAUUGUAUUAUUAUAGGCAAAUUCGAAUUGAAUUCAAAAGGGUUCUCUCAAUCUUCUCAAAGCCAUUGUACACAUGGGUUCUAGGACGGCUGCAUAAAGUUUAUCCAUGUUCCCUUACCUUUCCUGAAGCUCCUGUAGAGGCUAGGGUUUUUUUCUCUCUUGCUUUCCUAUACAUAUUCCAGUAACUCAGGAACAUACCACUAACAUCGUGAAGUUCAUAAGGUUUUUCUUCGACACAAGGGAAUACCGUACAUCCACUUUUCUAAAUAUGUUUACUUUUAAUUCCAGAUCGUAAAGAAAACUGGGGACACCAAUAUUUCAGAUCUGUUCUUCAGUGGAGCCCAAAAAGAGGCUGUAAGACGCAGGAGAAAAGUAUACAAUAUAGCCUAUUAGAAACCCCAGUCACCAUUUUGUUGUAUAUGGCAUUGGGCUUUGUCAGGCUAAAAGGAAUAAGUUCUACCAUAUGUGAUUGUAUGUUACCGAGUACACUAUAUGCAUUUCCAAAUUAUUUCAGCUCAAUGUUUUUUCUGGUAUUUUUCUUUCUUACUACGUCGUAAGUAUUCCCAUCCUGUCAUAGAUCUGGAAGUUCUGAGCUCAUUGUUCAGUUCAUACCAUAUGAAUACGAGGUGUUUUUUUCCCAAGACAUAUUCAUAUUAUAGUGGGAAGAGGGUGAAAUUUCCUACAACCAAAUGUUGUCUUAUGUGCACUGCUUCUUUGUUUAUCCCCCCCCCCCCCAAAAGAAUACACCAAUUUGACCAGCAAUGUCCGUCACGACGGCUCACUUCAACAGCUGUAUUUAAAGAGAAUGACAAAAGAUCUUGACUACCUUCGACUUCUUGGGGACGAGAGUGUCAAAUGCACCAAGAUCUUUAUAUUGAUUAAUGAAAAUCAUUUUAGAUAUUAUGCGUGUAAAGAUUCUAGUCUAUUUAAAUCUGUAGGUCAUUAUGCCCUACAGAAAUGUUUUUAAAAAUGAUGUAUGCGUCCAGAAACAAUUAGAAUAAAUCUUCAGAUUUUGAAUACUUUUUUCUUAGGAUUUUAGACUAUAGUUGUUCAUUUCUAUGGCAUAGUAUUGGUGAAGAAUGUGUGUAAAUCUCGCACACAGGCCCAAACGAAAUAUAUUUACGCAACAAAGAUUCUGAGCUUUUAUGUUGUAAUAAAUGUGCAAAUACAGUA
Molecule: messenger RNA, 4003 nt
Organism: Aplysia californica (California sea hare)
Lineage: Eukaryota; Metazoa; Mollusca; Gastropoda; Aplysiida; Aplysiidae
Product: calcyphosin-like protein
Molecular function (GO): calcium ion binding
Source: RefSeq, a predicted model, not a curated record